This is a messenger RNA of Penicillium oxalicum, 1677 nucleotides long. Its product is annotated as 3-oxoacid CoA-transferase. Gene Ontology annotation, biological process: ketone body catabolic process. The coding region runs from base 1 to 1677 and encodes 558 amino acids. The transcript is spliced from 9 exons. The record is from RefSeq and is a predicted model, not a curated record. Gene Ontology annotation, molecular function: succinyl-CoA:3-oxo-acid CoA-transferase activity. NCBI's taxonomy places the organism in Eukaryota, Fungi, Ascomycota, Eurotiomycetes, Eurotiales, Aspergillaceae.
AUGGCGUCUCUACGAGUCACAUCGUCUGCAUUCUCACGCAAAGUGCUCGCAACAAGUCGCACACGACUACAAGUGGCCGCGUUAUGCACGAUCACUACUGUCAGGCCGUUAGCGCCCAGCGUGGCCGGCCCGUUGAGUGCAAAGCUAUCCACAACAAGGCAACUACGCUGGAUGUCGACUGAGAAACCAAGCUCUCUUGCACCGAAGAUCGAACGGGGCGGGUCCAAAUUGUUCAAGGAUGCGGAUUCGGCAGUGGCAGAUAUCAAGAGCGGAUCGACCAUUCUGAGCUCUGGGUUUGGUCUCUGUGGUGUUGCGGAAACUUUAAUCAAUGCGAUGCACCGUCGGGGUCCUGAUCAAUUGCACUCACUAACCGCCGUGUCGAAUAAUGCUGGUGCACCAGGCAAGGGCGGGUUGUCGACAUUAACACAUGCGGGCCAAGUGAAUCGCCUGAUCUUGUCGUACCUAGGGAACAACAAGGCCCUCGAGAAAAAGUAUCUCACCGGACGGAUUGCGAUUGAGCUGUGUCCCCAAGGCACGCUUGCGGAACGACUUCGAGCCGGAGGUGCAGGGAUUCCGGCCUUUUUCACGCCCACGGGCGCACAUACUUUUGUUCAGGAAGGGAAAAUUCCUGUCCUCAUGGACGAGUCGGGCAAGGUAAUUGAGUCGGGCAAGCCGCGUGAGACGCGAGAGUUCAAUGGUAAAACUUACUUGAUGGAGACUGCUUUGACUGGCGAUGUUGCUAUUCUCCGCGCGUGGAAGGCCGAUGAGGCCGGAAAUUGUGUUUUUCGGUACACCACGAAAGCAUUUUCACCCAUCAUGGCCAAAGCGGCCACCCUGACAAUUGUGGAAGCUGAGAACAUCGUGCCCCUUGGUUCAAUCGAUCCCAACGAUGUGGACCUGCCUGGCAUUUUCGUGGAUCGCAUUGUGCCUGCCACCGAUGAGAAGCAUGUUGAGAUCAGGAAAUUGCGCGAGAAUGAGUCAAACCAGACCAACGGUGUCGUGAAGGACGCAGCGCAGGUCGAGAGAGAACGUAUUGGCCGCCGGGCAGCCAAAGAGCUGAAGCAUGGAUACUAUGUGAAUUUGGGUGUGGGUAUCCCCACCCUUGCUCCAUCUUUCUUGCCAAAGGAUGUCAAGGUUUGGAUUCAAUCAGAGAAUGGUAUUCUUGGCAUGGGCGCAUAUCCAACCGAGGAGGAGGUUGAUCCGGACAUCAUCAAUGCCGGAAAAGAGACUGUGACACUAGUCCCCGGCGCCUCAACCUUUGAUAGUACCGAGUCAUUUGGAAUGAUCCGUGGUGGACAUGUCGAUGUCUCGAUUCUAGGGGCCCUCCAAGUAAGCGCCAACGGCGAUCUAGCCAACUACAUGAUCCCCGGCAAAGUGUUCAAGGGCAUGGGCGGUGCAAUGGAUCUUAUUUCCAACCCUGAUCAGACCAAGAUCGUUGUUGCAACAAGCCAUGUCGCCAAAGACGGAUCGCCGAAGAUUGUCCAAAAGUGCAGCCUGCCACUGACGGGCGCGAACGUGGUCAGCACGAUUAUUACGGAUCUGUGUGUCUUCCAGGUGAACAGGGCAACAGGUGAACUCACGUUGACGGAGCUGGCUCCGGACGUGGAGGUUGAGGAGGUCCGCAGCAAGACCGACGCUCAAUUUGUCGUUGCAGAAAAUUUGGAGAUCAUGGAUUAG